Messenger RNA from Grammomys surdaster, 347 nucleotides. Its product is annotated as armadillo-like helical domain-containing protein 3. The annotation marks the transcript as partial. The transcript is spliced from 4 exons. The record is from RefSeq and is a predicted model, not a curated record. Lineage: Eukaryota; Metazoa; Chordata; Mammalia; Rodentia; Muridae. Gene Ontology annotation, biological process: regulation of Golgi organization. Gene Ontology annotation, cellular component: cytosol.
GUGGGCAGCAUGUUCAUAGCAGACGCCCAUGAGAAAAUCUCAGUACAAACCAAUGAGGCCAUUCUUCUGGCACUUUAUGAAGCUGUCCAUUUAAAUCGAAACUUCAUCACAGUUUUAGCUCAGAGCCAUCCAGAAAUGGGGUUGGUGACAACCCCUGUCAGCCCCACUCCUACAACCCCAGUCACACCACUUGGGACUACACCACCUUCCUCUGACGUUAUAAGUUCUGUGGAACUCUCACUGGAUGCAGAUGUACAGACCAGUAAUCUGCUGAUAACCUUCUUAAAGUAUAGCUCAAUUGUCAUGCAGGACACGAAAGGUAAGACAUGCUUUGGGAGGUGUGGCAG